Molecule: messenger RNA, 2162 nt
Organism: Pelmatolapia mariae (spotted tilapia)
Lineage: Eukaryota; Metazoa; Chordata; Actinopteri; Cichliformes; Cichlidae
Gene: rhov
Product: ras homolog family member V
Exons: 3
Coding region: 62-907 (281 amino acids)
Biological process (GO): establishment or maintenance of cell polarity; Cdc42 protein signal transduction; endocytosis
Molecular function (GO): GTP binding; GTPase activity; protein kinase binding
Source: RefSeq, a predicted model, not a curated record
UCUAUGCAAAUCACAACCUGUCUGAGCACAGUGGUUGCCCUAAAUACGUCCCACCCCGCACAUGUUGCUCCUCAGUCGUACUUCUACAGUCAGUCUGGUGGUAUGUGUCAGAGAGAGAGGCAACCUACGGUAUCUAGUUUCGCUGCGACCGGGACGGAGAAGAGUUUGCAUUCAGAGGUUUAAUGUUCGGCUCGACAUGCCACCUCACAUGGAUUACUUUUACCACGAGUCCCGAGUCCCAUCCGCGUGCGGGCUGACCCGGGAGGAUGAGCUCGAUCCCGCUGUCAUCAGCUGUAUGCUGGUCGGAGACGGAGCCGUCGGGAAGACCAGCAUGAUCAUCAGCUACACCUCCAACGGAUAUCCGACAGAGUACAAGCAGACAGGCUUUGAUGUCUUCUCCGGUCAGGUCCAAAUAGACGGAUCUCCUGUCAAAGUUCAGCUUGUGGACACUGCUGGCCAGGAGGAGUUUGACGAAUUCCGCGCUAUGUCCUACGCCCACACGGAUGUCUUCCUCCUGUGCUUCAGCAUGGUCAACCCCACCUCGUUUCACAACAUCACCAAGAAGUGGGUACCAGAGAUCCGUUCUAACAACCCGACUGCUCCCAUCAUUCUCGUAGGGACUCAGUCCGACCUGCUGCUGGACGUAAACGUCCUCAUCAACCUGGACCGAUCCAACGUCAAGCCGGUUCUGAGCUCCCGGGCCCGGAGCAUGGCGGAGAAGAUCAGAGCCACGGAGUACAUAGAGUGCUCGUCGCUCACGCAGAAGAACUUAAAGGAGGCCUUUGACUCCGCCAUCUUCGCUGCCAUAAAGAACAAAACGCGUAAAACCAAGAAGAGGAGGUUUUCUGACAGGCGAACCAAAGCGUUCUCCAGGUGUAGCUGGAAGAAGUUCUUCUGCUUCAUCUGAACUCUUUGUGAUUGUCGACCCUGUGGGUUGUGGACAGAACCUUGUUAUUUAUUUGAUUCUCCUACUUUCACUUCGGUCACAUAUUCAGUAUGUGUCAGCGUAGCACUCUUUCCUUUUUUUAAACUGAUUUGGCUUAUUUUCAGUGGGAUGCCAAAUGGGGAAACAAAAGACACGAUUGAGAGCACUGAGCUAACAUCAGCAAUGACUGCAGAGAGGAUUCUGGGUCGUUCUGACAUUGACCCGGGACAACAGUAUUGUUUACAUUACAUUUACAUGUUUGAUUUGGUUCACGUAGCCCGCGCCCCCUUGAGAGGAUAGGACGGUGUGAGCUGACACUUCAGUGUGGGGAGAUGAAGAGAUCAAGCUCGCACAGGCACAGGGAGAGAAAGAGAAAAGGCCAGGUCUUCAUGUAAAGCUGUGAAUUUGCAUGGUGCUCUGCCUUUUAAUGCAGGCGUGUGAGAGAGAUAGAGAGAGACAGAGAAACGGAAAGUGUCGGGUCUGUGUUUGAGCAGAUGGGCGUUAGCCACUUCGCUGCUGUGUUCCCACUGCCUGACUGCACCAGCGAUUUAUAUGCAGCAGCUGUGAGUUCACCUUGCUGUGUGAGCUGCCGCAUUCUUACCUGCGUGCAAAUCUCCCCGAGCUGGUUUUUCUGUUGCUAUUUUCUGUCCUCCCCAAUUAAGGUCAGCUGACACUUCUAUCAAGCCGGUGUUUAUUUCCUAAUUCACAACUGAUAAAGAAAACACAGGGGGAGGUUUUGUUCGAGACACAUCAAAUCGGGCCGAGGAGCUAGUUUGUAAAUCUCCUCGUCUUGAGGUGAAAGGUUGCAAGAGACCAGUGACCUUUGGCUUUUUAUUCCCCUCUCCUCAUCAAUCUACAUCUGUGAAAGCUAGCACUGCAGGGAUCCAGACUUCCUACCACCAACCAUCUUCAUCCCGGCUUUCUUAUUCGCCUCUUCUUUGUUUUGUUGGCUCAAUACGCUGCUUAUCUCCUCCUGUGUGUACAGUUAGGGGUUGCUAAACAGCCUCAGUGUGAAUGCAAGUGUAAGGUAAAUACACUUUAAAAAAACAAGCUUGUACCUGUGACAAAUGUGUAAGAAUCAAAAAAACUUACAUUUGCACUCCAGUGUUUUGUUAUCUGGUGAGUGUAAACUUUUGUAUAUUUUGUUAUGCUUCUCGUGGAAGUCAACUAAAUGUUUAAACUGUUCUGUUUGUUAAAAACAGGUCUUAUCGUCAUGCAUAUGUUUAUGAAAUAUCAC